AUGCCCCAUCCAAUCAUCGGCACCGGCCAUAGCAUGGGCGGUACUCAGCUGUCUUUGUUAUCCCUGAACCAUCCACGCCUAUUGAAGUCGUUAGUGCUUCUCGAUCCAGUCAUCCAACAGCCCAAUGGGAGCAUUCCCCCGGCCGUUGCAUCCACCCCGCGUCGAGACAUCUGGCCUUCUAGAGAGGCAGCUGCAUCGAGAUUUAGGCGAAGCAAGUUUUUCCAGUCUUGGGACCCUCGUGUUUUAGACCUAUGGAUAGAACACGUUCUUCGUGAUGUUCCGCCAAAGUUGCAUCCAGCCGAUGGUGAAGGAGUUGAUGAGCGAGUCACACUUACAACGUCAAAGCACCAGAAACUGUUUACAUUCCUCAGACCUACAUAUGGACAGCUUCCAGGAGAGGAAUACCCUGACAAGGAUCCGAUUACGGAAGAGGAGCACCCGGGCUACCCAUUUUACCGGCCCGAACCAUUGCAAGUCUUCAAUCGGUUGCCUGAACUACGACCCAGCGUGCUCUACAUUUUUGGAGACAAAUCAGAGCUAUCGCCCCCAUCUCAGCGCGUGAAGAUGACACGAACAAGUGUUGGAGAUACAUCUUCAUGGCCAAAACAACAGUCUCCGUUCUCGUCUACGGCACGGGCAGCAUCGGGGCAGUUUGCAUCGAACUAUGAAGCAGCCCGAAGCAAAGGUAUCACCAUCAACUCGGAGAUUAGGGGCAACAACCAUGUUGUUAGGCCAGUUGUGGUGAAGAGUGUGGACGAAGCCUUGACGCUACGUAGCGCGUUUGACUACGUUUUUAUUACAACUAAAGCUAUGCCCUUGGAGGAUACUGCAGAACAUCCUAUUGCAGCUGCAGAACCGUUCCAUCGGAUGUUCCCCCAAAACCCAAUCAUCAGUGUUGUCAUGUAUACACCCUUGACGCAAACAGAGCCAAGCGUGUUUUCUCACCAACUCCUGGACAAGAUCAUCCUCGGCACUUUCCCGUCUUUUGCGCCCAUCUGGCAUAAAGAAGCUGCAGAACUACUCCGACAGCUUCUCGCAUCCGGUGGUGCCAAUGUCACGCACGACGAUGAUAUUCAAUAUGAAAGGUGGAAGAAGCUGCUCAUCAAUGCAUCGGAAAACCCAAUCUGUGCCCUUUCAAACAUCAGGGACGUGCAGUUUUUGCAAAGUGCCCAAGGGGCGACCCAGUUUAUGAGAGAUGUGAUGUGCGAGGUCGCCGCAACGGCUCGUGCGGCUGGAUACAAAACCAUCGAUGAUGGUGUCGUCCAGUCGUAG
This is a messenger RNA of Fusarium sp. VM40, 1272 nucleotides long. NCBI's taxonomy places the organism in Eukaryota, Fungi, Ascomycota, Sordariomycetes, Hypocreales, Nectriaceae. The record is from the annotation of a GenBank genome assembly.